Molecule: messenger RNA, 886 nt
Organism: Helianthus annuus (common sunflower)
Lineage: Eukaryota; Viridiplantae; Streptophyta; Magnoliopsida; Asterales; Asteraceae
Product: citrate-binding protein-like
Exons: 2
Coding region: 215-886 (223 amino acids)
Source: RefSeq, a predicted model, not a curated record
AAACCGAGUUAUGGUUUAUGAGUUAUUGUAAUCAAGUUUUUUGAGUUAUAUUUUCUUGGUUAUAAUAAAAGUUCAUUGGAGAGUUAUUCCAUUCGUUCUUGUUCUUGUGUUUGAUUAUUCGAUUGGGACUUGAAUAUGAAUAAAUAAAUAAACGCAAAUAUUAUAAAUAGAGGUGAUUGUGAACAUACUAACUCAAUUUGGGAUUUUAGAAAUCAUGUAUCGUUUGAAGCAUAAUAUUAGUUCUACUUUAGGAUUAAUUAUCUUAUAUAUACACAUUACUGAUACUCGUAGCUCUGUUAUAAAUGAUCUUGCUUUGGGUUUUACUCGUCUCCCUUUCAACAAGUCAUAUUAUAUCAAUCAUAAACCUUAUAAUCUUCCUCUUGAGGAGAGAUAUAGCUUCAUCAAUGGUGUUCACAAACUAUGGGUUUUUUCUACCGAUGAACCAUUAUCUCGCUGCAGUCCCACCCUCCCUCGCUCUGAGUUAUUCAUCAAUGGUUACAUAUACUUUACGGGUGUUUGGCAGUUUGAAGCACAUGUGUUUGUCCCAAACGGGACGACUGGUGUGAGCCUAAUGCAAGUGUUUGGGGGAUAUCCGCAUGUUACAAAUACAACGCUAAUGGUUCGAGUGUACGAUGGAAAUCUUUACUACUAUAAAUACGAGGUUAUUUCUAGCGACAUGUAUGAUAAAUGGUUCCGUUUGAAUGUUAUCCGUGACGUCGAAGGAGACACAGUUAAUGUCUACAUAAAUGGAGUUCUCAAGUUUGAAGGGCAAGGCCGAGGUGGAGCCAUGCAUUAUUUCAAAUGUGGAGUCUAUGCUCAAGACCAAGAUUCUUAUUAUAUGGAAUCUCGGUGGAAACACAUCAAUAUAUAUAAGAAAUCCAAAUAA